AUGGUGAUAAUUAAUACAAAAAAAAAAUUGGCCGUUCUUCAUAACGAGGCACGAACACUUCUCACUAGACUACACGCGAACGGAGAUGAGACCGACGAGCUGGUUGAGUUUGAAGUCACAGAGAUCUCGACUACCCUCAAGAUGGAAGCCGAAGCCAAUGCGAAAGGCUGGAAUGUCCUCUGGUCUACCCGGGCAAAUCUCAAGCGUACCAUAAUUGCUUGUGGUCUACCAUUGAUUACCGACUGGUGUGGCCAGAGCGUUAUGUCUUACUACUAUUCAGUUGUUCUCAGUCAAGUUGGAAUUACGUCCACUAUGCAGCAAACAGGCAUCAACGGAGGCCUCCAGAUCUUCAACUUCCUGUGUUCCGUAUCAGGAAUCUUUAUGGCUGAGCGUUUCGGUCGCCGCACCAUGUGGCUCGUGUCGUUUGGCUUGAUGAUCUGCUCCAAUAUUCUCAUGAUAAUCUGUUCCGCAUUGUAUGCAGAGGGUAUCAGCAAGAAUGCAGGGUACGGCGUUGUUGUCAUCUUGUUCCUCUACGACGCUUCGUUUAACAUUGCAUGCAACCCCCUGCUCUACUGCUAUAUGGUUGAAGUGCUGCCGUUCUACAUGCGAGCCAAGGCCAGCGCUGUCGCUGUUACAUUCUCUGCUGUACUACUCACCUUCGAUGCUUUUGUCAACUCUAUUGCACUGGAUGCGAUCGGCUGGAAGUACUACGUGGUGUAUCUUGGACUGCUUUUCUGUUGGUUCUCGUUGAUUUACUUCAUGUUCCCAGAGACCAAAAGCCUUGUGCUCGAAGAUAUCGCAGUGCAAUUUGAAGGAGAGCGGGCAGCUACCGUGAAAGCCGGCAUCGCCGCAGAGGACUUUGUCCAUGGCCAUUCUCGAGUUAAUGAGGUGAAGGGUGGUGGGGGGACAACCACGGCCAUGGUGGAAGCCUAG
Molecule: messenger RNA, 933 nt
Organism: Phaeoacremonium minimum UCRPA7
Lineage: Eukaryota; Fungi; Ascomycota; Sordariomycetes; Togniniales; Togniniaceae
Product: putative sugar transporter protein
Exons: 1
Coding region: 1-933 (310 amino acids)
Biological process (GO): carbohydrate transport; transmembrane transport
Cellular component (GO): membrane
Molecular function (GO): carbohydrate:proton symporter activity
Source: RefSeq, a predicted model, not a curated record